This is a messenger RNA of Aricia agestis (brown argus), 2475 nucleotides long. RefSeq names its product probable G-protein coupled receptor 158 (gene smog). Lineage: Eukaryota; Metazoa; Arthropoda; Insecta; Lepidoptera; Lycaenidae. The transcript has 10 exons. Gene Ontology annotation, biological process: G protein-coupled receptor signaling pathway. The record is from RefSeq and is a predicted model, not a curated record. Gene Ontology annotation, cellular component: membrane. The coding region runs from base 1 to 1941 and encodes 646 amino acids. Gene Ontology annotation, molecular function: G protein-coupled receptor activity.
AUGGUGGUUCGGUGGGCGCGCUGGGCGGCGCUGGCGCUGGCGCUGUGCGCGGGCGCCGCCGCACCCCCCGGCCCGCCGCCGCAACCCUCCGCGUCCUCCGCGUCCGCCGCGCCCGCCGUCUGCGAACCCAUUCUGUUACGCAAACCGCCGCCUCUGCCGACGAACGUGCGGGAGUAUGAGGCGGCGGUGGUGCAGGCGGCUCGCGCCCUGUCGGAGAUGGUGGAGCAGGGGUCGGCGGACGAGGUGCGCGCCGCCGCGCUGGCCCGCGCCGCCGCUCGAACGUUGCUGCGCCCUCCGCCGGCGGCGGUGGCCCUCGGUGCGCCCCAGCUCCACCUGGGCGUGCUCUACAUAGCGGAGCCGCCCCGCCUCGUCGUCUUUCAGCAGAACAACUCCGCCACCCUGCAACAGUUCUGGCGCACUCUCGCGUCGGCGUGGAACGCCAGCGCCGUCGUAUGGUCGAACGCGUGGUACGCGUGCGAGGGGCCACCGAGCUGGUGGGGCGGGACGGCCGCGGCCCGGGGCGCCGGCCCCGCGCGAGCCGCGGCCGCCAUAUUCAGGAAGAUGCCGACCCUGCCGUGCGAGGAGAGCAUGUACGACUACUUCGGAGGGCCCCCGCUGUGCGACGCUCGAACGACCGAAUGCGAAGCUACGCCGGCGCUAGUCUCGGACAGAAGACUGGAGUACCGAUGCCGAUGCAACGCGGGGCACUGGCACGCGGGUGGCGGCGGCUGGAUCGGCGGGUCGCGGCUGGAGCAGGGCGGACAGGGAGGCCGGCUGAACUGCUCGGCGUGCGAGGUGGGCAGCAGCGCCGCCGCCUGCCUCGCCGACAUGUACCGCGCCUCGCUGCUCGCCGCCAACCUCACCGGCAUCCUCCUAUGUUUCGUCAUCGCAUUCAUCAUUUUCAAGAAGCGAAAGUGUAAAGCGGUCGCGAUGGGUAUGUGGACAGUGCUGGAAGUGGUUCUACUUGGUGCGGCUUUAAUAUACGCGUCCGCGGCGUCGCAGUACAUAUCGGUGUCGCGGUGGCGGUGCGUGGCGGGCGCGUGGCUGCGCGAGCUCGGCUUCGUCGCCUGCUACGGCUCCGUCGUGCUGCGGUUAUGGGUGCUGCUAGCUGAAUUCCGCACCAGGAAGGCGCAUAGAUGGACGCCAAGGGAUUCUGAGGUCCUUCGUAUAGUAGCGGCGAUGCUGCUGGGCGCGGUGUGCUACCUGUGCGCGUUCACGGCGACGACGGCAUGCGAGGACGAGGCGGGGGCGGGGGCGGGGUGCGCGCGCGCCGCCUGGCACCACGUGACCGCCGCCGCCGAGCUGCUGCUGCUCGUGGCCGGCCUCCGCCUCGCGUAUGCGGCUAGAAAUGCUAAUGUGCCGUUUCAGGAGCGGGGCUGGCUGUCCUCGUGCCUGUGGGUGGAGGGUGCGUGCGGCGCGGCGUGGCGUGUGGCGGCGCUGAUGGGGGCGGCGCCGGAGCGGUCCCCGCUGGCGGCGGCGGCGCGCGCGCACCUGUCCGCGGGCGCGGCGCUGGCGUGCGUACUCGCGCCCCGCCUAUGGCACGGCUACCGGGCGAGAUCGCUCGCCCAGGAGGUCUCUCGAAGAGGGCCAGCAGAAGGGUUCGGUGUGGAAGGUGAAGAGGAGCCUACCCAGGAGGAAGUGAGAGCGGAGUUGAAGCGGCUGUACGUGCAGCUGGAGAUAUUGCGGAAUAAGACGCUACGCCGCGACAACCCGCACAUCAGCAAAAGGAGGGGAGGACGCAAACCGCCGCAUAGACGGUUUUCCCUACAGAAAAAGGGCAGCCGGGAGAAGGCUCUACAAGCUCGACGCGGGGGUAAAAACAAAGCGAGCAACAGCGCCAUAGAAGCCAGCGAGGCCGGCGACGCGUCCCGGACUCCAGAGGACUCCAUAUGUUCCGCCGAGGGCCCCUCACACUUCACCGAAGGGGAAACUGUCGCGUGAUCCCAAAUGUAAGUCUGCCAUGGACUGGCAAAUUUAAAUAUCACGCUAGACCGCUCCAACAGUAGGAGCCUAAAACAUGUCUGUGUAGUUUGUAACUGGCGAGUUUUGGUCUGGGAUGAUCGAUGUGUUUACUGUUUAUAUCUCAUAUUUUAUUACUCAAUCCAUCCUCUGUUUUUAAAUGCCAUUAUUGAUGAUUAGUUGUAUUAUAUGAUGUUUGAUUAAGUUGAUUGCUAAAUCUAAAUGGAUCCAAGUCUCGUUUUUGUGUCCAUAUUUUAGGGAAUUUGAAACGAAGGGAAAUCGCUAUGAGGUGGAAAAGUUUAUAAAAACCGACUUAACUGCGCAUUUAAGACUUAAAAGUACAAAGGAACUAGUCAGAUAAAUCACGUUACCAAAGCGUAUAGUUAUACGACCAAUAAAGAAAUUUGCUUACCUACAUAAUAUAUACCAAAGCGUAUAGUUAUACUGCCAAUAAAUAAGUUUGCUUACCUACAUAAUAUUAAAUAUAUAUAUUAUAUAGUACGUUACUCAGUAGUC